Tauraco erythrolophus (red-crested turaco) is the source of this 645-nucleotide messenger RNA. Lineage: Eukaryota; Metazoa; Chordata; Aves; Musophagiformes; Musophagidae. The record is from RefSeq and is a predicted model, not a curated record.
AUGUGUGACGAACUGACCACAAACCCCGUUCCCCAUGCCCUUGUGCUGCUGGAGGAGGAGGGUGCAAUUUUCCUGGAAGGAAUAACAGUGAAAUGUGUGACCCAGGUGACAACACAACCAAAGUUAGGAGGGAUACAGCAAAAAUGUCAGCAGCUCUGUGGAUGGGAAGGAUCUGGAUUCCCUGGAGCACAACCUGUUUCCAUGGACAAGCAAAAUAUUAAAUUUUUGGAGCAGAAGCCAUACAAAGUUAGCUGGAAAGCAGACGGCACUCGGUACAUGAUGCUGAUUGAUGGCAGGAAUGAAGUUUAUAUGAUUGAUAGAGACAAUUCGAUUUUUCAUGUCUCUAAUCUGGAAUUUCCAUUUCGUAAAGAUCUUCGCAUGCAUCUAACAAACACUCUUCUGGAUGGGGAAAUGAUCAUCGACAAGGUUAACGGACAGGUUGUCCCUCGGUACUUGAUAUAUGACAUUAUUAAGUUUAAUGGACAGCCUGUUGGAGACUGUGAUUUUAAUGUUCGACUUGCAUGUAUAGAGAAAGAGAUUAUAUUUCCACGACAUGAAAAGAUGAAGAAUGGUCUUAUAGACAAAGCACAGGAACCUUUCAGCGUUCGAAACAAACCGUUUUUUGACAUCUACACUUCAAGAAAG